UUGGUUUUUGUUCUGUUCUUAGUGUUUCGUCAUGUCUGGUCGGGGGAAACAGAGUGGUAAGGUACGUGCCAAGGCCAAGACUCGCUCCUCGCGGGCCGGGUUGCAGUUCCCCGUGGGCCGUGUGCACCGCCUGCUCCGCAAGGGCAACUACGCCGAGCGGGUCGGGGCCGGCGCUCCGGUGUACCUGGCAGCGGUGCUGGAGUACCUGACGGCCGAGAUCCUGGAGUUGGCGGGUAACGCGGCCCGCGACAACAAGAAGACGCGCAUCAUCCCGCGUCACCUGCAAUUGGCUAUCCGCAACGACGAGGAGCUCAACAAGCUGCUGGGUAAAGUCACUAUUGCUCAGGGCGGCGUUCUGCCGAACAUCCAGGCGGUGCUGCUGCCCAAGAAGACCGAGAGCCACCACAAGGCCAAGGGCAAGUGAACGUAUCCCAAUAUCAUCCACCGGCGGUAAGGCGCCGCGCAAGCAGCUGGCCACCAAGGCGGCCCGGAAGAGCGCGCCGGCCACGG
Molecule: messenger RNA, 510 nt
Organism: Balaenoptera ricei (Rice's whale)
Lineage: Eukaryota; Metazoa; Chordata; Mammalia; Artiodactyla; Balaenopteridae
Product: histone H2A type 1-like
Exons: 2
Coding region: 32-424 (130 amino acids)
Cellular component (GO): nucleosome
Molecular function (GO): structural constituent of chromatin; DNA binding; protein heterodimerization activity
Source: RefSeq, a predicted model, not a curated record